CCUCUCCUGGGCUGUGGGCUGCAACUCAGAUAAACAGCAACUCAGAUAAUAGUGCCGCUUGUUCUCAGGUGUUUUCUCCCAAGGAAAUGGACUCCUCCCCAGGGCCUGGGAUGCCUUUGCCCAAAUACUGCAGCGUGGCCACAACCCUGAAGGCCCCUGCCUGGGCCGGCACUGCUCCUCCCUGGGAACCCUCCUUCGUCUGCCCUCUCACCUCCCAAGCACCCUGGCUCACCCGGCAGAGGCCUCUCACCAGAUAUGCAUCUUAUGACCCGUGUCUCCACAUUGCUGACCCAGCAUGGCAGGGGCCUGGCUGGCUGAGAAGAGGUGGAGAUGCUGUGGACGCAUGGGUCCUGGCAAGAAGGGAAGCAGAUGGCUUUUAUUACAGGGCUCAGAUAAAGGCUGCUCCCGAGCUGGAGAGGCAGGGGUUCCUGCUGGUGGAAUUUGAGGCUCCCCUUGUCACAUGCCCAGGGCUGCCAGCCCAGCGGCAGAGCGUGGUCUUGGAGGAAGAUGUCAUUCAGUUCUCACCAUCCGUGGAAUACUCACUGCGCCUUGGGGACAAGGUGCUGGCACUCUGGGGACCAGACCAACAGUGCUAUGGCCCCGGCACCAUUCCUUUGGGCUUGGAGGCAAGAGACCCCCAGAGAGCAUCCAAAGAAGAAGAAAUUACUGUUCACUUCUGGAAUGGCAGGACAGCUCCUGUGCCUCUUGGAGGGGUCAGGUGGGUGCCCCCAGCUGUCUGGAAGAAGGCUGUGGACAGGCUGCACAAGGCUUUCACCACGGAGCACCCCAGGCCCCUCCUCUGGGCCCCUUGCUGCUCUCUGGUGGGGCCGGUCGCUGGAUGUGUCACCGGCGGGCUUCCUCUGAGCGCUCCAUUCCUGUGCCCUCCCUGCCACCCGCAUGCCUGCUGCCAGCUGCUGGGCCAGGGCUGCCUCUGCUGCCGCCCCUUGGCUGGACCCACCUGGUGGCCUCUAACCAGAACCUCAGGGGUCACAGCCAGAGAGCAUCCAGAGACGGAGCUGAAGCCCACGGCACAGCUUUUGCCCCUUGAGGGUCCUAAGGAGGAAGAAGUAGCAGUGCAGGCUCCCAUGGCUGUUUCUUCCUCCUCUACCUCCUCUUCUUCUGAAGAGGAGGAUCUGGAGAAUGAGCUGAAGAUGGGCCUUCCCCAGAGGCUGCUGGUGGACAGCACAGGCAACACGGCCCCCAUCCUUCUUGAGGAGUCUCCAAGGAGGCAGGGUGGCCUCUGCCAGCCGGAAUGGAGGUACUGGAGGAGAAACGGGUCCGAGCCGCAUCCCAGGAAGCCAGGAACAAGACUUUGCAACAUCGGGAAAGAAGAGAAGGGCAACAAACAACAGAAAGUGAAAACUGCAGCAGCGGGGAGUCCCAGGGAGCUGGUCCUGGAAGCCACUGGCAUGAAGCCACUACAGAUCUUGCCAGAGGAAGCUGAACACAAAAAACUGAGUCGGGGUACUGCGGCACAUCAGGAGACCAGAAUUCCCCCUAAACGAAAAGCCCCAAGGAUCUAGGAAGCUAAAGAGUAGAUACCUGAGGAGGAGUUAGUUACAAAGUGGCUGACACAAGGCCUUCUUCUACGGAAAUGGUACAGUGCAGGCCACAGGUGAUAGUCCAAUAAGCAGCAGCAUCUUCACCCCAGGAAGACAUCCCUGCAGAUAAGUGGCAGGAAGGCACCUGUCCUAAGGGGCACAGGAGUGUGGCGGCCCUGGCGAGGGCUCCCUUCCAGGGGCCUGGUGCGAUCUGCUUGAGGAUGCCUCUUCCACAGAAGCUACAGAACAUGGUUGGCCUGCUUUGGGCAAAUGUGUCCACAGCCUCUCUGCCAUCUUUUCAUGAAGCCUCAGUUGUA
Messenger RNA from Globicephala melas (long-finned pilot whale), 1858 nucleotides. It is a transcript of the gene C8H11orf16, whose product is annotated as chromosome 8 C11orf16 homolog. The record is from RefSeq and is a predicted model, not a curated record. NCBI's taxonomy places the organism in Eukaryota, Metazoa, Chordata, Mammalia, Artiodactyla, Delphinidae.